Messenger RNA from Bipolaris zeicola 26-R-13, 1650 nucleotides. RefSeq lists its product as uncharacterized. The record is from RefSeq and is a predicted model, not a curated record. NCBI's taxonomy places the organism in Eukaryota, Fungi, Ascomycota, Dothideomycetes, Pleosporales, Pleosporaceae. The coding region runs from base 1 to 1650 and encodes 549 amino acids. The transcript has 2 exons.
AUGCCAAACGGAAAUGCUUUCUGGGCUGCUGGCAAGCAAAUUGUUACCUCUCCAAAUUCGCCCACCGCCACAUCUGUCAAAUCACCAAACAAGUCAAACGACAGCUCUCUCAUACAGCAGAAGAAUGGUCUGACCAAUGAAAACGGCGUUGAUCUUGCCACUCCCGGUGUCAAGAAGGUGUGUUGGGCAGAUGAGGAGGAAGAUGAGAAGUUUCUCGCCCUGUUGGCACCCCAGAAAGACGACCCGACCGUCUCUUCUCUAGAGACCACUACCAAAGUCAAGGAUGAGCUGAUCAAGGAACUGGAGGCGACCGUUGUCACGAAGGAUCUCCGCAUUGCCGAGCUAGUAGUCGCUACACGAAACAACCACGAGCAGAUUCAAGGUCUUGAAGAGGAGAUAGAAGUGAAAGAAUACACCAUCAAGACGUUGGAGAAGGAAAAUCACGUACAAUUCGUCAAACUCCAGGAGUUGUACCGCGAGUCUACCGAGAAGGACGACCGUAUUCAGAGCCUGGAGUCCGCAUUGAAGCAACUCACUGCGACACAAGACCCCAAGCAGACGUCCUGUUCAGACACCCAAUCAUCCACUGAGAGCAACGAUGCAAAGAAUACUGAGGUGCCCAAGCCCGAGGCCAAGACUACUACGUCAACUGUUGCUCCAGAGAAGCCCGAAGGUGUCGAGACGCCAAAGUCCAAAGGGGCUGUCUCCAAAGUUACCGAGCUUGCUCCCACCGACAAGACUAAAGAUGGUCAGACUGAGAAGUCUGUGAAAGGUCCAUCUUCUCACGACACCGACUCCCCGACAUUCGUGAGCAAAGAGACUUUGAAGGUUGUCCCUCCUGCUCCCAAGCCAAGGAUACUGACAUUUUCCAUCGAUAUGUCCAAAUAUGGGAAGAAACCUACUACUGUUGUGUCUAUCAAGAACCAAGAACAAUCUCCAGGGUUCAUGGGAGGCAAGAACGGUCGCGCUACGUCGUGGAAUCGGUCACCACAACAGGCACGCGUCAAGACGGAUGUGAAGCCCAAUUUCAACCCUUCGGCUGACAUUCGACACAUGCCGUCUACUCAGCGUGUUCUUUACGGAAAUGGUCCAGACGUUUCCUUCAAGCUCGGCGACGUCGAGCUCAAGACCCUCCCUCAGUAUAUCCUGAUGCAAUGCUCCGGGAAGGCAUUCCAACACUUCCAGACCAAUCCGGGCGCAACUUUGUGGUCUUUCCCUGUAGGUUCAAUGGACACAGAGGCCGCCAAGUCUCUCCUUAACUGGAUGAACGAAAUGGCAUACCAGGGCCGUGUCUACUCCGUCUCACUGAACUCGGCACCAGUGAACGACUACAGGAACAUCCAGAUCUGCCGCGCCGCGCGUGUCAUGGGCCUCAACAACACCUAUGUUGGUCAUUUCACUAAGCACCUCUGCGAACGUAUUCGUAGCAAGGACGUCUCCCUUGAGUUUAUGGAUCUGAUGUGCAAGUUUGCCUACCCAGAGAACGACCCGGUGUUCGAUUGCCUUGCCAAUAAGCUCGCCAUGCAGAAGGCGGCUGGUAAUGUACAGGGCACGACGAUGUUGGAGAAGUUGGCUGCCACCUACCCAGCACUGAGGGCAAAGGUGGAGAAGAUUGAGAGGAAGAUGGGCGCUAUUCGGGCACGCAAGUAG